Messenger RNA from Brienomyrus brachyistius, 2881 nucleotides. It is a transcript of the gene srm, whose product is annotated as spermidine synthase. The record is from RefSeq and is a predicted model, not a curated record. Gene Ontology annotation, biological process: spermidine biosynthetic process. The transcript has 8 exons. Lineage: Eukaryota; Metazoa; Chordata; Actinopteri; Osteoglossiformes; Mormyridae. Gene Ontology annotation, molecular function: spermidine synthase activity. The coding region runs from base 984 to 1796 and encodes 270 amino acids. Gene Ontology annotation, cellular component: cytosol.
UAGUUUCUUUAUGUGUUUCUUUCAUGUCAUUGAACACCUAUGUAAUAUCAACUUGUUUAACAAUACUGGGUGUAUUCCGAAAUGAUUGUGUCGCGCGCUUUCUACAAUUGUAUUAACACAGCUCGAGAAGUUAUUUUUGUUUUCUCGUCUAAUCAAAACUAGUCCUGUUAUCAAUGGCAUUUACCGCUAUUUUCAGUAAGUGUAGCUGUUGUAAAACGUUCUUGUCGGCUGGUGACACGCCACCGUACGGGAUUGUCAAACCGCGUGCAGUUACAUAUUGCGUCAUAGCGCAUACUAUAGCAUUCGUGUCAUUGUUUCAGUCAGGAACAUCUUUAAUGUGUUCGGCUGGAAUGGACAUUAUUUAUUAAAACAUAACGAUUAUGUUUACAACGGACUACAUGGAUUGUCAUAUUUUGUCUUGUUUUGGGCGACAGAUUGCAGGAUGCAGGGCUCAGGCUGUUCAUGUUUGAAGUUAUGGUUCAUUCCUCCGCUAGGUCCCGCGUCCCCCCAGCUAAAAUUUACAAUCUGUUUCAAAUAACUGGAUACGCAUCUUAUGAUGAAAUGCAUAUCUUUUUGCAUGACGUGUGCAUUUGUGUUGGAUUUGCUAUACGUCAGUAUCUCCUCCAUAAUGAUACAUCACCUUUAACUUGAGCAUUAUAUACCCAGCGAUGCUUGCAGUGAGUGUGUUGGGCUGAUACUUGCUUGAAUCAAUCCAUUUUAAAAGGAAAAAUAUGUUCACUUAAAGAGAUGUCAGUGCAGGCUGUGAAGAAAGGAGGUUUGUUUUUGACUUUAAAGCUGACAGCUUACAUAUCAGUGCAGUACUGCGAAUUCGAUGUCAGAAACGAAAAUGUGAGACUGGUGGCAUUUGCUGAAAGAUGGUUAAAAGACAGUAAAUUUAAAAUUUAAAGGGAAAUGUUUAAUUUUGUGUAUUGCUUGAAUUUAGAAUUGGGGAAACAUAAUAAAUCAACUGAUUGUUUGGCUCCAUGCCAGCAGAGCAGUGUAAGACCUAUGGAAAUGUUCUGGUCUUGGAUGGUGUUAUCCAGUGCACUGAACGUGAUGAAUUUUCCUAUCAAGAAAUGAUUGCCAAUCUACCUCUGUGCUGCCACCCGUGUCCUAAAAAGGUGCUGAUUAUCGGUGGUGGAGAUGGCGGUGUCCUGAGAGAAGUGGUGAAACAUCCUCUAGUGGAGUCCGUGGUUCAGUGUGAAAUUGAUGAGGAUGUGAUAAAUGUCUCAAAGAAGUACCUGCCCGGAAUGGCGAAUGGCUUCUUCAGCCCUAAGCUAACUCUAAAUGUGGGAGAUGGCUUUGAGUUUAUGAAACAAAAUCAGGAUGCCUUUGAUGUCAUCAUCACCGAUUCCUCUGACCCCGUUGGUCCAGCAGAAAGCUUGUUUAAGGAGUCUUACUACCAGCUCAUGAAGACAGCCCUGCGAGAGGGGGGGAUCCUCUGUUGCCAAGGUGAGUGUCAGUGGCUCCACCUGGAACUCAUCAAGGAGAUGUACAGCUUCUGCAAGACUCUCUUCCCCGUCGUGGACUAUGCGUACUGCACCAUCCCCACCUACCCCAGUGGUCAGAUUGGCUUCAUGCUCUGCAGUAAAAACCCGGUGACCAAUUUCCGUGAGCCUGUGAGAGAACUGCCCAAGGAGGAGGUGGAGGAUAUGAAGCUGAAGUACUACAACUCGGACGUGCACCGGGCAGCGUUUGUCCUCCCAGAGUUUGCCAGGAAGGUAAUGAAGCCAUCGUUAACAGAACGGCAGGGCUGUGGCGUGCGUCUGAGUAUCAGGGCCGGAUCCAGGUGCUAAGUGAAAGCAAGUAAAAGUGGCUCUUUCAGCAGCGUCCGUGGCAAGCACGGCCUUUCAUGCAGACUGAACAAAACCUUCACCACCAAUGCUGAACUUGAAACCUCUUGGAAGCUGCAUCUCUGCCCAGAGCUGACUGGAGAUGGGGGACUUCGGAUGGAAGUGCUGAAGUUAGGCUGAGACGUGGAAGGUCACCUGAGAGGGAAUGGCAACCUCUGUGUGGAAUUCAGGUUUCGCUGCAGCAGUAAAUUCCAGCCCCUUCCUGUCUUACAGUCUUUUAUUGUUUCUAAUUUAUUCUUCGGGUUUUGACGUCCGUUUCAUCUGUACGACCAGUGAGCGACACCUGCUGGGUCAGUCGUAACAGAGAAAGUUUUGUCUUCAAACUGCAGAUCAUGUUUUUAAGGUACUAUAUAACUAAAAUGUACACUUCCCACACGUGUCAGUAAGUUAUACCCAGUGUUAAUAACUAACACAUCUCAGGAUUACACAUCUUAAUAUUAAGAAAAUCUAUGAUGGAUUCAUUAUUCCACUGUUUUAUUGUACACUUACUGUUGUAAGGGAGAUGUUUUAUUGUAUUUUUGUUCUGUAUAUCAUCUUCUGGUCGCUUAACAUGGUUACAUAUUACUGGUGUCACAGUUGUUGGGAGGUGUAAAAUGAUAAAAUAUAAUACUGUAUGAAAUUCAGCUAUGAUUAUUAAUAUUAUAACAUUACUAACUUGGAAAUUGAUGGAGUAGGGUUAGAAAGUGAGAGGUCUUGUAUGAGGUUAACAAUCAUGCGGAUUAUAGGAUAAUUAGUAUUAAGUAUGUUCUGUAUACAACCACUAUGUGAUGGCAAGGAGCAGGAGUUAAAAGGUUUGCAGACGGCAGAACGUUUUACUUACUUUAUUUUACAGUCAGGUGUGAUACAGCACUCAUGUGGGGGAUGGCGUGGAAAUGAGGUCAUCCAGCCUUGAAGCAAGAAGCCAUGAUUUCCAGUAAAUUUGAUAAUUAGCUUCAGAGAAUGCUAACAAUUGCAGCGUGUCUGUGUUCAAGCAGUUCCAUGUUGAUUUUUGUAAAGUCUUCUACGCUAAAUAAAAGGGAUGAAAGGAG